UUCAAGUUUCUCACUCUACUGUAAUACCAAUAUCAUGGAGUGCUAGUGUUUCAGAGUAACUUUGUGUGGAGAUAUUUGGACUUUGGAGAUGCAGUAAACAGGGAAGAAGCAUAAGCCAAGGGACUACUCCAAGUUCUAAAGAAAGCAUUGCUUGGAAGUUUCUAGCAUCAAUGAUGCAUGAAUCUAUUGAAUUUUGAGUCGGUCUUCAAGACAAUUUCAAGUCUUUGGUUCUUUUGCCCUCCCUCUUCUUUCCUUCCUCAAUAAAAUCCCCUUUCUUCAGAAAAAAAGGAGGAUAGAGAUUUGAUAAGAAGAAGCAGAGGAAACCUGUGAGCUAGCAUGGAUCCCAGACUGUAUCGUGCCGCAGUUGAAGGGGACAUAUCUCUCCUUCAUGAGGUGGUUGUUGAGCAACCGAUUGAACACAUACCAGAGCUACUACUCCAAAACAUCACAGCCCAAAAGAAUAAUGUUCUUCACAUCGCAGUAAGAUCGAGUCACUGGAAAUUCGUAAGUCAUGUAAUUGGGCAGUGUCCAUCUAUUUUGGCGCAGACAAACUCCAAUGGUGAGACUCCACUUCAUAUUGCAGCAAAGGAAGGCCUCUUACGAAUGCUUUACUUUAUGGUUAUAUGCUUAUGCAAUGUCAAUGUUGGUGCAAAAGCUACCGAGGAGCUGUUGAAGAUGAAGUUGUUGGUAGAUGAAGACCCUUUCUCUUAUGAUGUUGAAAGGGGACCGGAAGCCGAAUUUCACUAUUUCCAAACAAAAUUCAAAGGCCCAAUUCGCACUGUGCCUCAUAUCUUACAAGCUUCUCCUUUGUCUGUCUACUCCGGCUCGGCUGCCAGAACCACUUUGCAUCAAGCAAUUAUUGCCAAUAAUGGUUUAGAUAUAUGUGUAUGGGCAGAAACAUUUCCUGAGAUGAUAAAGAAAAAAGAUGCAUUUGGUUGGACUCCAUUGCAUUACGCUUCUUACUUUGGUUUCUCCCACUCUGUUCGCAUUUUGCUGGGUAUUGAUAAAUCUUGUGCUUAUGAGCCUAACAAGAGUGGAAUGUAUGGCCAUCUCAUUGCUGCUCAUGAAGGCCAUGACUCUGUAAUCAGGGAGUUCUACGAGCAUUGUCCAGAUUGUUUUGAAUUGCUUGAUAGUCAAGGCCGGGCUGCACUUCACAUUUCUGCGGAGUCUGGAGAAUCCAAUGAGGUUGUUUACUUUCUCCUACAGAAAACACAUCAUCAUAUCAAUUUGCAGGACGAUAGAGGAUACACACCUUUUCUUCUAGCAUCUAAAAGCCAAAAUCAAAGUAUUUUGGAAAGUCUAAGAAAUCACCCUAAAAUUCAUGGGAUUGGGAGCGGCAUAUUUGAACGCCAAGUGGAGGCUUUUCUUGUUGCUAAUGAGGAUGAAACAGCAACAUCCCUGGAAAUCAAAGUCCCACAGAAUUCCAAGAAAGCAAAGCAAAAGGUUGGAGCAUCUCAAAUAUGGCAAUUACAAUCCAAAGGAAAUGAGGCCGGAGAAGCAAGAAAGGAUGACAUAUCUCGUCGCCUAAAGGACAAAGCGAGUAUCCAUUUGUUGGUGGCAACACUUAUAGCCACAGUAAGCUUUGCAGCUGGUAUCAACAUGCCUGGUGGGUACAAAGGUGAUGGUCCAUAUCAAGGAAUGGCUAACUUAACAAAGAAACCAGUUUUCCAAGUAUUCGUGGUCUCAAACUCUCUAGCUUUCUGUUUCUCAGCUGCCUCCAUUGCAAUCCACUUCAUGAUUAUUAUUGAGCGUCGUGUUAUAAACAGGGCAGUUUUACUUUUGUGUGCUCUGUUUCUAACUUUCGUCGGCCUUGUAGGAAUGGUAACAGCAUUCAUUUCAGGCAUGAUUGCAGUGUUAGCUGCCUCCGUUGCUGUCUGGGUAACCUUUUCUAUAAUUGGUUGCUGCUUUUUCUUGGUUUUAUAUGUGAUCAUAGGACCACCUUUCAGAAACAGAAGAGUGUCUGUGGAUGUCAACAAACUUCAGCGAGCAGGAGAUGGGCAAGAGAAAGAUCCAUCUGUAUCAGAAAACAUCAAUGAACUUCAUGACAAGGAAGAUGAAAGCCAGUUUCUAUACAAACUUACUCAUGUUUUGCUUCGAGGGUCAAAAUGACGAGGGUAUAUGAGCAUGAAUAAACUGGGGAUUGUUUUACUUCUCAAUUUUGUGCUCUUCCUUUCUUAUGUAUCUAAAUAUCAAGCUAUUUAUCCAUAUCCAAUGAAAUAUAUAUGUAGCAGGAUAUGGUAGUGAUACUUUCAAUAAAAUAUAUACCUUAUUGGGAUACUGAGUCUACUUCCUUCCUACCUUUUAUAUGAUAUGAUUUGUAAACUAUGCAAAUCUUAAAAAUUUUACUAUUUGCUAAUGGUACCAAGUUUAAUGCAUUGAACAGAAAACAGUUUCAGUCUUGGGUAACUUGUUGAGUACAACAGAUGACUACAUCCAGUUUAAUGCAAAAGAAUACUUGGGAAAAAAAAAACCCAGUGAGAAUAGGAUUACAUAAAAGAAAGAUACAAAUAUGUUAUACAACAGAUAUCAAUAUCCUGCUUAUGUAAGACUGAAGAACAAAUCCUGCUCUCAAUCCCUCGUUCAAAGGUCCAGGACUUUCAUUGAUCCACUUCAACAACGGUUAACCUCAUGUUUUCCCCCAAUGUUUUGCACAGUUAGAUUCAAAGCCAUUACUCAGAGAAUGUAAGUGCUAAUAAUAAACAUAAAGCAUUCACUAAUGUGGCUGACUUACACCUUCAUGAAUGUAACAACUGAGUCAUCAUAAGAGCUCAGAGCAGCAAUGACUGAUCCUGUUGUUGUAAAUGCUGACAGUACAUCUGGAUACUCUUUCCAGGAAGUCUUGAUUUUAAGAGAAGGGUACAACCAAUGCUUUAUGGAAUCCAAAAACAAGUUGGGACAGAGUCAAAAAGACUUCUAUUAUGUUUGUCUCGAAUUCUUGACCCGUUUUGAAGAUUGAUCCGCUCCAACAAAAUUUGGUGAGGGA
Molecule: messenger RNA, 2983 nt
Organism: Macadamia integrifolia
Lineage: Eukaryota; Viridiplantae; Streptophyta; Magnoliopsida; Proteales; Proteaceae
Product: protein ACCELERATED CELL DEATH 6-like
Exons: 2
Coding region: 337-2109 (590 amino acids)
Cellular component (GO): plasma membrane
Molecular function (GO): protein phosphatase 1 binding; protein phosphatase regulator activity
Source: RefSeq, a predicted model, not a curated record